This is a messenger RNA of Striga hermonthica, 561 nucleotides long. The record is from the annotation of a GenBank genome assembly. NCBI's taxonomy places the organism in Eukaryota, Viridiplantae, Streptophyta, Magnoliopsida, Lamiales, Orobanchaceae.
AUGUUUGCAGCUGAGAAUGGUUUAAGGGGUGACCCAAGGUUGAAGGACAUUUAUGAUGCCAUUAGUGUUGUGCCCAACUUUCCUAAAUCAGGGAUUAUAUUUCAAGACAUAACUACUCUUGUCUCAAAUCAUAUGGCCUUCAAGCACACUGUAGAUAUCUUUGUUGAUCGAUACAGGAACAUCGGUAUCACUGUUGUUGCUGGAGCCGAAGCCAGAGGCUUUAUAUUCGCUCCUUCUAUUGCAUUAGCAAUUGGUGCCAAAUUCAUUCCUCUUCGCAAGCCCGGGAAGCAUCCAGGUGAAGUAAUUUCUGAAGCAUACGAGCUCGAGUAUGGUAAUGAUUGUUUGCAAAUGCAUGUGGGAGCCCUUGUAAAAGGAGACCGUGCUUUAGUUAUCGAUGACUUAGUGGCUACAGGAGGGACAUUAUCUGCAGCCAUGAGGCUUUUGGAACGCCAAGGUGCUGAGGUCGUUGAGUGUGCAUGCAUUAUCGGAUUGCCGGAGCUUAAGGAAAGGCAAUUGUUGGGCGCAAAACCAUUGUACGUCUUGGUGGAGCCUCGACAAUAG